Molecule: messenger RNA, 2133 nt
Organism: Aspergillus lentulus
Lineage: Eukaryota; Fungi; Ascomycota; Eurotiomycetes; Eurotiales; Aspergillaceae
Product: type I 3-dehydroquinate dehydratase
Molecular function (GO): 3-dehydroquinate dehydratase activity
Source: RefSeq, a predicted model, not a curated record
AUGACCAUUCUUGCUGAUACCACUCCUUCUGUUACCAACAAUAGCACCAGCGCCCCGUCGCCUGUCAAUGGUGCUCAUCCCCCAUUGUCGACUCCUGUCUCGGCCAAUUCAGCCGUUGCCGCUCCCCAGUCUGUCCCCGCGGAUCCUCCGAGGACGGUGGUGGUAGUGUACGGGUCUGGCCAGGACACCAUUGUGCACUUGGUCGCCGAGGUUCUGGGCAAACCAUGGACCACGGAAACGUCGCUGUCCUCCCUGGUGAAGGGCAGUAAUGCCGUGGUGGUGGGGAUCCUGGCCGCCGAGCUGGCGCGCAGUCUCGACGAAUGCGACCCGUCUACUUUGAUCGUGAUCAACACGCACUGUGUCGAUGACGGCUCGUCGCCGGACGAGCCGCUCACCGACCGCUGCGACUAUGAGUUUCUGUACUCGCACAGCCCGUUUCUGCGGCGUGAUCUGACGCGCUUUCUGUCCUUGAUCCUGGGCCAGACGCGGCCGCAUGAGGAUCUCAAGGCCAAGACCCGCACCAACUUCAUCUCGACGACGUUCCCCGAUGUGCAUGCGGCGCUGCCGAACCUGGACAUCCUGUCUGUCGGAUCGGACGCGGUGGAGAUCCGGGUGGAUCUGCUGGUCGAGCCGUCGCCGCAGGGGGUCGCCAGCCCCGUGCCGAGCCUGCGGUACGUGGGCCAGCAGGUGAUGCUGCUGCGGCAGCACACGGAGCUGCCGAUCAUCUUCACGACGCGCUGCACCAAGGAGAACGGCAAGUUCCCGAUGGACGAUCCGAUGCUGUUCUACCGGUACCUGCGGCGGGCGAUCCAGUGGGGGUGCGAGUACAUUGACGUGGAGCUGUGGCUGCCCGAGGAGAUCCGGCGGCGGCUGGCCGAGCAAAAGGGCCACAGCGUGAUCAUGUCGGCGUUCCAUGACUUCUCGGGCACGUGGAAGUGGACGUCGCCCGAGGCGGCGCGCAUCUUCGCGGAGAGCGCGCGGUACGCGGAUAUCGUCAAGAUGAUCGCCAUGGUCCACACGAUCGAGGCCAACUACGAGCUGGAGUACUUCCGGUCGACGGUCAAGGCGCGCGGGGCGGCCGUCCCGCUGCUGUCGGCGGUCAACAUGGGCCAGAUGGGCCAGCUGUCGCGCGCGCUCAACACGGUCUUCUCGCCCAUUACGCAUCCGCUGCUACCGAUGAUCGCCGCGCCGGGCCAGCUGACCGCGGCCGAGAUCAACGAGGCCAUGCACAUCAUGGGCGCCCUGCCGAAGCGCGAUCUGUACGUGAUUGGGUCGUUCCGCGCGACGCCGCAGUCCAUGUUCAUGGAGAAGUGCUUUAAUGAGCUGAGUCUGCCGCACACGCUGACGUCCAUCGACCGCGGCCCCAAGGGGACGAUCGAAGGGGUGAUCACGCAGCCCAGCUUCGGCGGCGCCUCGGUCAACCCGCCUAUCUCGGCUGCGACGUCGUACAUUCCCGCUGUCAGCGAGGCCGCGCGGGCGAUCGGUUUGGUGGAUACAAUUGUCGUGGGGGAGUCGGGACCGCAGUCGCAAUCGCAGCCGGGGUCGGGACCGCAGUCACAACCAGGAUCGGGGACGAGAACGCUAAUAGGAGAGAACGCAACAUGGAAAGGGAUCCGGGCGACGCUGACACGCGACUACGUGCCAUCAGCCUAUCGGGGCCGGGCGGCGAUUAUCCUGGCAGGCUCGGAGAGCGAUGCAUCCGCAGCGAUCUAUGCGCUACGCAGUCUCGGGGUGGGAUCGAUCUACACAGUGGGAUUCCGCGCGACAGGUCCGCUAGCGGCGGGACUGGAGCCCUUUACCUCGAUCCAGUCAGUAAAGCUGGUAGAGCAGCCGUUCGUGAUGGUGUCGGCGCUGCCGCCGGAGAAGUCGCUGCUGGUGCAGCCGCUGCUGCGACACUACCGGAGCAACGGGCGCACGUCACCGCGAUCGACGCGGGGCAAAGUGUACCUGGAUCUGACGGCGAGUUCGGGGGAGCGCAAGGGAGAUCCGGUGGGUGUGGCGGUGAGUGCGGGCUGGACGGCGUACGGGAUCGACGAGGUGACGGCGUGGACAACGGUGGAGACGAUGCGGCUGCUGGUGGGACAGAAUGUGCCGUUUGAUUUUGUGCGGAUGGCUUCGGGGAGGAUUUAUUAG